AUGGAAACCAGGAAGGAGAUGGUGAUGUUUCUGGAAGGGACGCAACUUGGCGCUCUAGUUGGCAAGAGGGUGCCUAAUUUGUCCGAAGCAGUGGGGAGCCCCGCUCCAGAGCCACAGGAGAAGAUGAUCCAUCGGAACUGCCUCAGCCCCAGACCUGGCUCCUUAUCGUCCCGGGAGAGAGGAGGAGGAGGUGGAGGAGGAGAAGACGAAGAGGAGGUGGAGGUGCUGCCAGGGACAGGGACGGUGUCGGAGAGUCGCUCGGCGGCGGCAGCACUGCUUUCGGCCGGACAGCAGCCCCCCACCUCGGAGCCCCCUUCCAGCAAAGGGCAGCAGAGCAGCUCGGACACCGAGUCGGAUUUCUAUGAGGAAAUCGAGGUGAGCUGCACCCCGGACUGCGCGACGGGGAGCACCGAGUACCAGCACAGCAAAGGGCCGUGCUCCGAGGGUCUGUCGGGCAACACCAGCGCCGGGGGGGAUCACGCUAAGGGCAGCGGAGGCAGCGGCGGCUCCCAGGGCUCGCUGGCCUGCAGCGCCAGCGAUCAGAUGCGCCGCUACCGCACGGCCUUCACCCGCGAGCAGAUCGCCCGGCUGGAGAAGGAGUUUUACCGGGAGAACUACGUGUCCAGGCCCCGGAGAUGUGAACUGGCGGCUGCUCUAAAUCUGCCAGAAACCACCAUCAAGGUUUGGUUCCAGAACCGCAGGAUGAAGGACAAGCGGCAGCGCCUGGCCAUGACCUGGCCUCACCCGGCAGACCCGGCGUUCUACACCUACAUGAUGAGCCACGCGGCGGCCACCGGCAACCUGCCCUACCCGUUCCCAUCCCACCUGCCCUUGCCCUACUACUCCCACAUGGGCAUUGGUGCCACGUCGGCCUCUGCCACCACCCCCUUCAGUACCCCCCUGAGGCCACUGGACACCUUCAGGGUCCUCUCCCACCCCUACCCGAGACCAGAAUUGCUGUGCGCCUUCAGACAUCCUUCUCUCUACCCUGCCCCGACUCAUGGACUCAGCAGCGCCGGGAGUAACCCCUGCUCCUGCCUGGCUUGCCACAGUGGCCAGUCCAACGGGUUGGCUCAGAGACCAUCUGGAUCAGACUUUACCUGUUCGGCCACGACCAGGACUGACUCUUUUCUCACUUUCACGCCCUCUGUGCUGAGCAAAACCACCUCAGUUUCCAUGGACCAGCGAGAAGAAGUACCUUUAACAAGAUAAAUCUUCGUCUCAGGGCUACUAAGAACUCGUCCCUUUCCUGUGCUUCUCUUCAUGUACCUACAGUCGCUGUUUAAUUUAAUCGCAUUCUCUCCCCAGAAGUGGACACCUAAGGAGAAAAAGAAAAAAAAAAAGUAAAGAAAAAAAAGACUAAAAAUAGCUCAGUCUUAAAAGGAUUUACAUUCCAAAGGAAAAAAAAAAAGACAAAGAAGGAAAUAAGUGACUAGUGAUUUAUCUCUGAGAAAGAUUUUAGGCACCGAAAGGAAAGAAAAACAACCUGAAUGAAAUACAAUUCGGUAGUCUAUUGAAAUGAGCUGGGACUUUCUAUUCUAUGGGUAGACUUCUUACCAAGGGCUGGGGCUCCUGCAGGUCACGGCAAGAAACCUUAUGCACAAAAUUACGAGAUGGAGAACGAAAAUCUGAAAUACUUGGCAGAAACAUUAUCUUAAUAGUGAAAAGGCUUGUUCACAUUAAGAAGGCAAAGAUGUAACCUACCAGAGUGUCUACAUAAUAAAAACAAUGAACAAAUAGCAAACCCAAAAGAUUUCUGCUUUGCAACUCAUCAGUAUUAUCCGGUUGUCUGUAUAGAGAAAAACAACGCGUUAUUAUAAAGG
Messenger RNA from Pogoniulus pusillus (Red-fronted tinkerbird), 1823 nucleotides. It is a transcript of the gene EVX1, whose product is annotated as even-skipped homeobox 1. Bases 1 to 1212 code for a protein of 403 amino acids. Gene Ontology annotation, molecular function: DNA-binding transcription factor activity, RNA polymerase II-specific; RNA polymerase II cis-regulatory region sequence-specific DNA binding. Gene Ontology annotation, biological process: regulation of transcription by RNA polymerase II. The transcript is spliced from 3 exons. The record is from RefSeq and is a predicted model, not a curated record. Gene Ontology annotation, cellular component: nucleus. Lineage: Eukaryota; Metazoa; Chordata; Aves; Piciformes; Lybiidae.